AUGGCGCUUCAAGUCAGUGCUGCAGAAGUACAUGUUCUUGAAGAAACGCUGGCUAAAGUAAGCUCAUUGACUGGUCAAGUCAAUGCUACGCUGGGGAAGAUAUCAUCGAACGCUGACUUUGCCGAGAAAGCAAUUACGCCAAUAUCUGGACGAACUAAAAUGUUUGCUAUUCUCACUAGAAGCGUUGAUUCCAGUCUAUCGGUAAUUGAGGAGAUUCGUGGAUAUGCUAAUAUAACUGGUGAAUGUGAAACCAUCAUUAAAGCUGGUCCGGAGGCUAGCGGUAUUUCAACAUAUAUCAAUACAAUUGAACGACUGCACACGUCACUGGAUGAAUUGAUGAAGAGUCAACUGAGAAAAUUCUAUAAAGUGGUGGAUAAAACUGAAGCACUGAUUAAAUCAGGGAACAAUCAACUCAAGGAAUAUUUCCGAUCGAUACUGGCAUCAGCAUAUGAGCAAGUCGACAUAAACAAAUGCCUUGAAGGAGCCAAAACGACUCCUAAUAAUACAGCUCAAAUGCCCUCUCUAUCUGAUGAGAAUGUUAAUACGGUUGCUACUUUGUUUGAAUAUUUCAGACUGUCGAAACAAAGUCUAGAUGAUUUAUAUGUUGAAAUGGCAACAAGAGUAGUCUCAACAUCGCUAGCUCCGUUUCAUAAGGAAGCUCUUAAAGCCAGGACUGCGUCAAGUAUGACUUCUUAUAAACCAGGCACCUGUGCACUAAAUCCAUAUGCCAUUGCUGUGCGAGGGCUAAUAGUAGCCAGGGCGGAUGAUUUAACUCUUAUUGGUGCCAAAACCGACAACGACAAGCAGAAGAUGUAUCUUCUUGACCAGGUCACUAAAGUGUUGUUAAACGACUUUAUUCAGGUUUGCACGACUAUCAAUGAUUUUAUAAACAAAAAUAUGGAGACUGAACAGAUCUUGGUAUUUGAAGUGGUUGAUGCUAUCAUGGCGAUUACAGGUACGCUGAGAAUGAUACUCAUACCAGUACCGGCUAAUUUAACGGAACUCAUGGCAAAGGCCAAGGCUACAGCUAAAAGAGUAUUUGUGGAAUUCUUGAAAAUGGUUGAAUCCAAAGUCAAUUCUGCAACUUAUUCACCGGGUGAACAAUUUGUUCCUACUCUCGAUAUCAUGUCCAAAUUAAAGCAAAUUGCAGAAUUCAAAAAUGGUGCACCUGCUGCUAUAGAAGGGUUGGCCCCUGGGUCAUGGAUGCCUCAACCAGAACCAGAAUGGAAAAGGUCCGUUAAAGGACUGUCAUCAAUUACCACGCAGACAGGUAAUGACCCGUGGAAUACAUUAUCAGCAUUUUUUUCGGAUGCCAUCGAUGCUCUGAUACUGACCCUUGAGCUUAGACUAUCAGCUAGCGGCAAGAAAGAUCAUCAAAUAGGACUGACACUGCUGCUAAAUCUAGCAUUUAUUGAGUCAUAUAUAACAAAGAGCAAUGUGUCUGCAGUUCUCAGUGUAGCAGGAGCCGAACGACUUCAGAGACUGCGGAAACAUGCGUUUGAUUUGUUUCUCAGAGCAUGGCACAAAGUAUCUCAUGGACUCAUGGAGACGACGUUACCAGCUGGCAAGCAGCUCAGUUCCAAAGACAGAGAAGUGGUUAAAGAGAAAUUUAAGGUAUUCAACGCGGAGUUUGAAGCGCUCCUCACCCGCCACAAAUCACUCAACAUUAAAGACGUAGCAAUUAAACAGGAAUCUGUCAAAGAGAUCAAGUCCCUGGUAGGCCCUAUAUAUUAUAAGUUCUACGACAGACAUAAGGGAGGUGAUUUCACAAAGAACAUCGACAAGUAUAUAAAGUACGACAAAGUCAGCCUGGACAAGGCGAUUAAUACUCUUUUAUUAUAG
Messenger RNA from Sugiyamaella lignohabitans, 1842 nucleotides. RefSeq names its product Exo70p (gene EXO70). Lineage: Eukaryota; Fungi; Ascomycota; Dipodascomycetes; Dipodascales; Trichomonascaceae. Gene Ontology annotation, biological process: exocytosis. Bases 1 to 1842 code for a protein of 613 amino acids. Gene Ontology annotation, molecular function: phosphatidylinositol-4,5-bisphosphate binding. The transcript has a single exon. Gene Ontology annotation, cellular component: exocyst. The record is from RefSeq and is a predicted model, not a curated record.